Thermothelomyces thermophilus ATCC 42464 is the source of this 1548-nucleotide messenger RNA. RefSeq lists its product as uncharacterized. Gene Ontology annotation, biological process: transmembrane transport. The record is from RefSeq and is a predicted model, not a curated record. Bases 1 to 1548 code for a protein of 515 amino acids. The transcript is spliced from 6 exons. Gene Ontology annotation, cellular component: fungal-type vacuole membrane. Gene Ontology annotation, molecular function: transmembrane transporter activity. Lineage: Eukaryota; Fungi; Ascomycota; Sordariomycetes; Sordariales; Chaetomiaceae.
AUGCGAAACAGCCAAAAGAAAGAAAGUGAGCUCAAACUGACGGCGAUAUGUCCGGCUGGGACGCAAAACAACCCCCCCCGGGCCCACCAACAAAAAAGAAACAGCCAGUCUCCUGUUGCGGGCCCCGCCAGCAGUUCUCCAGCGACGCCACCGCCACCGGUCUCAGUAGACAAGACGGGGCCACGUCCCGGGAGCGCGGAAAAGGCGGAAGCAUCAGCGGCACCGAGAAGAAGACAGCCGUUCGACUGGGGGGGAGUCCGGCCCUGGAAGGUCGCCCUGGGCUGCUUCGCACUCACGGUGCCCACGUACGGCCUUCUGAGCGGCAUCGGCCUGUUCCAGACGUACUGGCACCAGACCGUGCUCGCGGGCCACUCCGAGGCCGACAUCGCCUGGAUCAUCUCCCUGUUCGGCUUCCUCGACUGCCUCCUCGCCGCCCCCGCCGGCGUGAUGCUGGACCGCUACGGCUGCGGUGGUCGCGGAAGCGGGCGGCUGUUGCUGCCGCUUGGGUCUGCCGUCUACGCCGCCGCGUUCGUCGCGCUAGCCUGGUGCCGCACCUACGCGGCCUUCAUGGCCUGCAUGGCGGUGGCCGGGGCUGCUGCUGGUAUGUCCGUGCCGACGACCAUUGCGUUUACCGUUGUCGGCCAGUGGUUCGACAAGCGGAAGGGCAUCGCAACAGGCUGCGUUACCCUGGGGGCGCCCCUAGGCGGCAUCUUCUUCUCCCUGGUGCUGCAGACCCUCUUCGACAGGUACCCCUGGCGGACUGCCGCGCUCGUGCUGGCGGCCGUGUUGGCUGCGUUUCUGUUGCUGGGCAUACUGCUUGUCGAGUCCAACCCAUCGUCCUCUCCCGUCCAGGGGGUGCGCGACCUAGGACAGCAGGCAGCGGGAACGGGACGCUGCCGUCCCCGGGAGAUCCUCCAGAUCCUGAGAUCCCCCAAGUUCUGGCUCAUCAGCUUUGCCCUUUUCGGCACAUCCCAACUGACCCGGCACUUGAAAACCACAGCAUACGAGCUGGUCCUCUUCAUCCAGUGGGGGUCAAUCCCAUCGUAUGCCGUCGCGGCAGAUGUCGGGAACAAGCAGUUCUACUUGAUGAUGUCUUACAACAUUGGCGCCGUUGUGGGCAGGACUGUCCCCCCCUGGCUGUCCGAUCGGCUGCUCGGCCCACUCAACGCCACCAUCGUAAUGAACGGUUUCACCCUCCUCGCCGUGCUGGCAAUAUGGUUACCUCUCGGGGGUUCCUCUGUUGCCGCUCUGUUCGUUGUGGUUGUGCUCAUGGGCAUCGGCACGGGCAGCUUUGUCCCACUCGGCGUCUCGUGCAUCAACGCGCUCUGCAGAAGCGACAACGCCGGAACCUGGCUGGGAUCCGUAUAUAGCAUCGUUUCGUUCGCGACGUUGAUCGGGAACCCGGUAUCGGCCGCCAUCCUCACCCGUUACCACCCCAGCGGCCUAUUGGUUUUCCUCGCCGCGGUGCUGCUGUCGGGGAUGAUCAGCGCGGCCGCCCUCCGGUGGCUGUCCCACGGCCGACGGUGGCUGCUCAAGGCUCGGGUCUGA